CGCAACAAUGAUGGCCGGCCUUGACGAGACUAUCAUCCGGAUGGCUGUCACUCAUGUCAACGCUGAGAAGAGGAGAGCUGGCUAGAACGUGAAAGCACAUAUUCGCGUACCCGGUUUCGAUGGUAGCGCCUAGCCUACUGGUGAGUGAAAGCCGUUAUAAUACUGUCUUCCCUAACAAUGGAGGCACGAAGUCUGUGCACUAUGCGCUUUCUAGCAGUUAUAAAAGAUUCUCUCAACUACGUAGUUACAGAGAGCAUAUCACCCACUACAAGAUCCGAUUCUCACUACACCCACAACCAAUCCCAACUCCACCAACAUCGUUAGCAACCAUGCCUGUCUUCACCAGCAAAGCAACCUUCUUCGCCGAGGGCGUCGAGUCCUGUCUCGAACUCGAUGAAAAGCACGACUGUCCCAUCUGCAUUGAACAACUUGACGAAACUUCGCCUGGGCCCACUCAAUCUGCCAACGUUUAUACAUCAUACAGAUAUACCAGUGUGAUGAGCGUACCCCUUGGACAGCAUAGCGUUGUAGUCAACGUUGCUACCACAACAAGCGAGACCGACCUCCAAGCCGAACAACACGACGACCAUACCCCCAUCAUGAUGAUCUGUUGCUGUAACUGCGUCUUUGGUCGCCAUUGUCUAGAAGUUUGGCUGAAGAGUGGGAAUAGCUGUCCAAAUUGUCGCGCAGAGCUCUUUCCUAUGAACGCAUCAAUGGACAGGCUGGUUAACAGGAUUCAAGAGGCUUUCACGGCCGCUGUUCUUAGUAUGGCUCGUCGGCAUAUGGAUGAGGUGGUGCAUCAGGACAUCUCCGAGCAUGAUGAGGAUGAGUCAUUGGACGACGGACUUCAUCCCAUCGAGGUCACGGGUGCGAUAGUACGUGAUGAUGAAAAUAUGGAAAGCCGUGCGGGAAUGACUAUAGAAGAUUAUCAGGACGAAACGCUUCGACAGCAGCGGAUAGAGCAAGCACAGUUAGAGGCUCAGUAUGACAUGGCUCGACGCUAUGAGGCGAGAGCAGAGCAAGCGCAUGAGUCGCUCCGAGCUGAAGUCGAGUUUUUCUAUCGACUUCGCCCGGAUUUGUCCCUCCCAGGAGGUGUGGGACAAUCAAUUGAGUCGCUUGAAACCAACCUGGAGCACAUUGGUCGGCUUUACCCAGAAUUCUUCCCACACCACGGUGAAGACCUGAAUCAGGCUGAGGAUGAGGAUUCGAGUGAGGCUGAGCUGGCAAGAAAUUAUGAACUAGCUGAGUCGCUUCGACUUGAGCUUGAAGACGUUUGUCGGCCGCUUCGAUCUGACCUUGAACACUUACGUCGGCUUCACCCAGAUCUCUUUCUGCCGAACGGUGAAGAUCUGAAUCAGACUGAAAACGAAGGCUCGAGUAGGGUUGAAGUCGAAGAUCCAUUUGAGGGCAUAUCGGAUCUGUUUCAGCCUGAAGAUGAACGUUCGAGUCGACCUAGGGUCGAAGACUUCUUUGAGGACAUAUGGACUGAGUAGUUAUGGUCUGCUCUGAGCCCAGAGGGUGACGAUGCUUUCAAUUAGUCAUUUCGUUCAGGGGAAGGUAGCUGAGGUCGGGUAGUUCUGAGGCGCACCGUGAGUGGAACAAGUCUGUUGAGGAUAGCAACAGGGAUUUCGAUGAUCCUCAAAGGUCUCGUCUUAUGGGCAACAUAUCUGAAAUGAGUACAG
Molecule: messenger RNA, 1682 nt
Organism: Alternaria alternata
Lineage: Eukaryota; Fungi; Ascomycota; Dothideomycetes; Pleosporales; Pleosporaceae
Exons: 1
Coding region: 120-1493 (457 amino acids)
Source: RefSeq, a predicted model, not a curated record